This is a messenger RNA of Protobothrops mucrosquamatus (brown spotted pit viper), 1339 nucleotides long. It is a transcript of the gene ANGPTL3, whose product is annotated as angiopoietin like 3. NCBI's taxonomy places the organism in Eukaryota, Metazoa, Chordata, Lepidosauria, Squamata, Viperidae. The record is from RefSeq and is a predicted model, not a curated record. The coding region runs from base 705 to 1214 and encodes 169 amino acids. The transcript has a single exon. Gene Ontology annotation, biological process: regulation of lipid metabolic process; triglyceride homeostasis.
UUGUUUUUUGAAGUACACAUUUCUCAUAUAACAUUAACAAAAGCCAGAUCUUUUUUCAAAAGUGCUAAGUAGUUUUAUUAACUCUCAUUUGCUGAGUAAUAGAUUAUCUUGUCAGUCAAAAUAAUAAGGCAACAAUUAUAUCUAUUUUUGAAGCAAAUAUAGGGUUUGAAGACUCUCACUAAUUAUAUAUCUCAAAGAUGUGGGCCACUAUUCCUGUCCUUCGUGAUUACUAUCUUAUAUGCUUAGGGUAGACUAAAAAGAAAAACCUCUGUUGUAUGUCUUGAACAGCAUGUAUGGUAAUAAAUGAGUGGACUUGGCAAGGUCUGUAUCAGUUAUUCCAAACUGUCAAAGCUUUCAAAAUUAAAAUAGCACAGGUAGCAUAAUAUGUUUGCCACAUACACUGACAGGCACACUGAAGUGGCCAAGUUUUAUAUGAAUUGAAGGUUCCAAGUCAUCUUUAAAGGUAAGCCUUAUUUACACUUAGAAUAACAUUUGCUCUCAGGAAAUGUUCAUCGGAUGGGCUCAAAGAGCCUAAACAGGACACAGGUUACAUUCAUUCGGGUUUAAUUAUCAACUACUCUAACUUGGUUUUUUUUAGGAUCCAACAUGCUAUAUGUAUUUAUAGGCAUACUAGAACUCUCCCAGAGAAAGACAAAUAGCAAAGGGAGACAUUUCUUUUCUGAAAUAGAAUAAGCAGAAAGAACAUGAAAAUUAUUCUAGUAUUAGUCUUUAUGAUUUCUCUAGUAAUUUCAGGUAGACUAGACGAUCACUUGGAAUCAGCAACUCCUGAGCUUAAGUCAAGAUUUGCUAUGUCUGAUGAUGUGCAUUUGCUAGCCACUGGACUACUCCAGCUUGGGCGUGGCCUUCAAGAUUUUGUGAUCAAAACCAAAACCCAAAUGGAUGACAUCUUUCAAAGGCUUAACAUUUUCGACCGAUCCUUUUCUGAGAUCUUGCAACAAACCAAUGAAAUGAAAGAAGAAGAGCAGCAGUUAAAAAAAGCCACAACUAGGUUGCAAGCAGCUGAGGAAGAGAUAAGAAAUCUAUCUUUGCAGCUUAAUUCCAAAAUAGACGUCCUUUCCAUCGAGAAGAUUCAACUGAAGGACAAAGUAGGGAAGCUUGAACAAAAAAUAACUGAACUCGUACAGACCCAGCUUGAAAUCCAUGAGCCAAGAGAAAUUGCCUCACUUAAAGUAAGUAAAAAUGAAACAUAUUGAGUGUUGCCAAAGUAAAUUGUAUUCUGAGCAAUGAGGUAAUUAAGAAAGAUUUAGUCAUUCCUGUUGCUGCUGGACUAAUGUGCUGCAUUUUGAGAAAUAAAACCAACAUUUUUCUUAAUGCUGUU